GAAUGUCAAGUGCAAUAGUGAAAAUCAAUUAAAAGAAAGCUUUACAAUUUGAAAACAAUAUAAUAACAAAUAAAUUACAGAUUUUAAGAGAAGAAAUGAUUCCAAGAUGGUUUGAAUUUUCUGUUUUGGGAUUUCUAAUAACUAUACGAGUGUUUUCAAUAGUAAAAGGAGAAGACAUACAUUUUUCGGAAAAGAAUCUUUUAUUGGAAGAGAAUAAAUAUCAUGCUGAUUCAUUUAAUAAUAUUGGUACAGGAACUCAUUUUACGACGAGUGAAAAUAGUGAAGAAAAUGAGAACCUUGAAAAAUCCUAUUGGUUUUUGAACAUACCACUUUUGCCUGUAGUGGUUGCGACUUCUAAUUCUAUUCCGGAAGGCCCAUGCAAAAAACAGUUAAAUCUGUAUCUUAAUCAUUUGCAAAAUGGGACUUUAUGGGCGACUGAAAUGUUUGACUCAUCGGCAAAAUAUCCUUACGGAAUAUUCGAUGGGCAUAUGCGACAUUUCGGAAACUUCGAUCAGUGUUUUCGAAUUCAAACAAAAAUUCCAAAUUACGAAAGAGAUGGAGGAUUUGAAGAAAUUCGUAGCAGAUAUUGUUUAGUGGAUAUUAAGUACCAAGAAAAAAAUGAACCAAAAAAUUUCACAGGAAAACUUGAUAUUUGGUUCGACCCUCAAGGUUCCGCCUGGGAAGCCAUUAGAGAAAAGGGCGAUUUCCGAAGGUACCAGCGGUACCUUUUGCAAAUGGCUUUAUGUGUACCGGCAGGUUGCCGCCCCGAAGAUAUUGUAACAGCUUUGAAGGAACCCUUAGAUAGUUUUAACAAACAAUACAAUGUUCAAGUGCAAGCAUCAGUUCAAAAGGAUCUCUGCCAAGCUGCCCACGAAGCUAAACAAUUUUCUAAUUAUGGCAUCGCUUACUGUAUUUUCUUUAUUUCGAUAAUCGCUAUUGUAAUAGUCAGCACUAUAUAUGACGCUAAAUCUAACAAAAAAGAAAAAAUAUCCCUACAAAAGGAAUUAUUAUUUUGCUUUUCCGCUCGCAGAAGUUUGAAUAGUAUUUUCAGGGUAAAUUAUCGACAUCGUGGAUUUGAUUGUAUACACUUGGUUCGAAUUAUUGGUACAUAUUUUGUGGUCUUUGGUCAUAGAACCAUUCAACCACUACAUACUGCAAAUGUAAAGGGACGAUAUUUCGAAUGGAUGACGAAUGCACCUUAUUUUAGCUUUAUUUUUAACGGUCCUGUUAUUGUCGACGGAUUUCUUGGUAUAGGAGGAAUGGUAAUGUCUUACCGCUUAUUAGAAUUUUUGGAAAAAUCAAAGCAAUUAAAUGUGUUCCUUCUGAUUAUAAAUCGAUUUGUGAGGUUAGCACCGCUCUUCGCAUUCGUCGUUUUUGCUUACGCAGUCUUGCUUUAUCACAUUGGUUCUGGACCUUUUUGGAAAAAUAGAUUUGGAUUCGAUCAAGACUGUUGUUCAAAUUACUGGUGGGCAAGUCUUCUUUUUAUCAGCAAUUAUAUCAAUGGAAGUAAUACGUCUUCGGAACAUGCAGAAAGUGUCACCACCGCAGGAUGUGUGAAUGCAUUAGGUACUUUCAUACCACCAAUGUUCAUAUUCAAAGGAAAACGUCUGAAGCCGGAAUUAUACGACAACUUGCCAACGGGAUAA
This is a messenger RNA of Belonocnema kinseyi, 1646 nucleotides long. RefSeq names its product nose resistant to fluoxetine protein 6-like. The transcript is spliced from 7 exons. The record is from RefSeq and is a predicted model, not a curated record. Bases 96 to 1646 code for a protein of 516 amino acids. Lineage: Eukaryota; Metazoa; Arthropoda; Insecta; Hymenoptera; Cynipidae.